Molecule: messenger RNA, 3501 nt
Organism: Oncorhynchus nerka (sockeye salmon)
Lineage: Eukaryota; Metazoa; Chordata; Actinopteri; Salmoniformes; Salmonidae
Product: zinc finger protein 239-like
Exons: 3
Coding region: 1610-2734 (374 amino acids)
Biological process (GO): regulation of transcription by RNA polymerase II
Molecular function (GO): RNA polymerase II cis-regulatory region sequence-specific DNA binding; DNA-binding transcription factor activity
Source: RefSeq, a predicted model, not a curated record
UUUUGGGGGGUUUCAACUUGGACUCAUAACUCUAAUAUGCAUAUAGAUGUUUUGAAAUAAUCAUCACCUGUCCAUUUUGUUGUGUUAGGGCUUUGAAACAACCUGCUGUUGAAUUUCUUUCUUCAAAUGUAUUUUCACAGUGAAGUGAGUUUUAAAAGCAUGAUACUGUCUUGAUGAUAAGUGCUUGACAUCAAAUGCAAUUGAAAAUCACAUCAUAGUGGCAGGUCCUACAGGCUCUAGUUCUGUCACACCUGGACUACUGUUUAGUAGGGACCUCGGAAAAUUUAAAUUGGCUCAGAACAGGGCAGCAUGGCUGGCGCUUAGAUGUACAUGGAGAGCUAACAUUAAUAUGCAUGUCAAUCUCUCAUGGCUCAAAGUGGAGGAGAGAUUGACUUCAUCACUACUUGUUUUGUAAGAAGUGUUGACAAGCUGAAUGUACCGAGCUGUCUGUUUAAACUACUAGCACACAGCUCGGACACCUAUGCAUACCCCACUACACAUGCCACCAAAGGUCUCUUCACAGUCCCCAAGUCCAGAACAGCUUAUUGGAGUGGCACAGUACUACAUAGAGCAUUGGCUACAUAGAACUCUAUUCCACAUCAGGUAACAAGCAGUAGAAUCAGAUUUUAAAAACAGAUACAACUAAACCUUAUGUAACAGCAGGGACUGUGAAGAGACACACACAGGCACAGACACAUAAAACACGCACUCGACACACACGUACACAUUCAUUUUGUAUUAUAGAUAUGUGAUAGUAGAGAAGUGGCCUGAGGGAACACACUUAAUGUGUUGUGAAAAGUGGUAUGAAUUGUCAUGUAAUAUUUUAAAUUGUAUAUAACUGCCUUAAUGUUGCUUUACCCCAGGAAGAGUAGCUGCUGCCUUGGCAGGAAGUAAUGGGGAUCCAUAAUAAAUAAACCAUAGAAAGCCAUUGAGCCAUGAGCUUGUUUGAAAGACAAUAACAAUACAUUUCUCUAAUCUCAUAUUCAGCCUGCCACCUUCCAGCAAACCUCAGCCAGUCAGAGGCUGCAAGCUAUUUUAGUUGUUUAUAUAAAUACCUUAGGAUUUGUGAUUUUUAUUGUAUUUGCCAACAAUACAACCACACGUGGACAAAAUGCAUUGACAACGUGAUGCAUCUAAUAAUUUACAGUUUAAAUAGAUUAAUUACAUAUUGAUUACACCAAAAAUCGUCUACAUUUGUCAUUGAUUUAACAUACUAUAUAUGAGGGAAUACAAACAGUUAUUUUCUAGCAAUAAAUUAUACUCCCUGAACCGCCUCACCCGCUUGAAGAAAAGUGUUGAUGACUAUGUACAGUAGGUGGCGGCACCUCUUAAACACAACAGAAGAAGCUGAAAAGCAUCAACAGGAAGUACUUUGUUACCAUCUAUCGAGUUUUCAAACCAAAUAAAAUUCCACGGGAUCGUUCUGAUGUAAAAUUAAUCUCAAUGAGACGUUUGUUUGUGACAACUUAAAUCCAGUUUUGAUAUUUAAAAGGACAUUUGGUUGCGCUGGUCUAACUGUUCUUUAUCUGAACGCUUUGACAAGGAACGUAACUCUAGCGUACACCUUUACUUUCAUGUUUUUUUAUUUGAAGAAAGAAUCGUUUCCAAGAUGGAUCGGGAUAGAGCUAGUCCGUCCCCCUCCACCCUGCCGGAGUCCCCUGGUCGCAACUCUCCUGAUAUCGCCUUACUGCUGGGUCUGAAGAGCCUGUCUGUGAGGCUGGUCGACUGCAGGAAAACACCAGGGCAGAGUGGAACUUUGAGAGGGGGUCACGAGGAGGAAGACUUGAUUUCACCAAGUAAGAACAAUGGGGACACCCUUAACUGUCGCUCUCUCAAUGGUAGGGACUUAUUUGGGGAGCCUCAACAACAUGUUUGUGACAAGAUAGAGAAGAGUCUCUCCCGAUCAGAACACCUCAAGAAGCACAGACGUACAGGGAAGAAACAUCACCACUGCUGCUCUGACUGUGGGAAGAGUUUCACUAGCAGGAGUGGUUUCAUAAUGCACCAAAGGAGUCACACCGGAGAGAAACCGUACUGCUGCUCUCAGUGUGGGAAGAGUUUUGCUGCUUCUAACGCCUUCAAAUCUCAUCUGAGAAUUCAUACAGGAGAGAAACCUUACAGAUGCUCACAGUGUGGGAAGAGUUUUGCUGCUUCUAACACCUUCAAAUCUCAUCUGAGAAUGCAUACAGGGGAGAAGCCUUACCCCUGCCUUGAUUGUGGUAAAAGCUUUGCUAACACGGGAAUUCUAACCAUACACCAGCGUGUACACACUGGAGAGAAGCCUUAUAGCUGUAAUCAGUGUGGGAAGAGCUUUGCUCGGUCAGGAGAGCUGACUACACACCUGGUAACACACACUGGAGAGAAGCCUUAUGUCUGUCUAUGUGGGAAGAGCUUUGCUCUAUCAGGACACCUGAAUAGACACCAGCGAACACACACUGGAGAGAAGCCUUAUAGCUGUGAUCAGUGUGGGAAGAGCUUUGCGCUAUCAGAACACCUGAAUAGACACCAGCGAACACACACCGGAGAGAAACCUUAUAGCUGUGAUCAGUGUGGGAAGAGUUUCAGUCUAUCAUGGACCCUAAAUACACACCAACGAACACACACUGGAGAGAAACCUUAUGCCUGUCUAUGUGGAAAGAGCUUUGCUCAUUUAGGGCCAAUGAAAAAACACCAGAAAGCAGAAAUGUGCCAUAUUUCCUCUCCCUCCUAUCUGACACUGGUUCCAGAUCACUAAAUAAUGGAUCAAUAGAAAACAUCUAGUGAACAGUCAUAUCCAUCUCCCAUUCUUAGAAGGUUGCCUUAGUCUGAUCACCAUGGUAACCUCUGGAGCAUAAUAUGCAGCUCUGAUCUAGGAUCAGUUCUCCCCUGUGUCUAUGUAAUAUUGCACAUUGGGAUUUAAAUGGAUAAAUGUUAUCAUAGAAUGUCAUAGUCAACGUGUGUUUACGUACUCCUAAAACUAAUCAAUGACGCAUUGAAUAAUAAUAUUCAUGAGGUCAAGGUAAGAUCUAUGCAUGCUGUGUCUUGUGACAACGGUUAAUGUAAUAACUUUUAGAUUUAUAAUGUAAUAAAACCGGGAAAUGUAAUAUCUUGUUGGUUAAUAUGAUAAAAUGUUAAAUUGUUAUAGUAAUAACUUUUCCAUUUAAUGUAGUAAGUUACAGUAUCAUGUAACAACUUUUUAUGAAAAAUGUAAUGACUUCAACCGAUCAUGUAAUAACACCUAAACCAAUGUUUAAUCUGUUACUUCACUAAUGUUUAUAGUAUACACAUACCACCCUCCACCAAUUAUAAACCCACACACACAAACCUAUGCCCUUGUACUCACACACAAAUACACAGUUUCAUCAUCAAGUUGUAUUGGUCACAUACACAUAUUUAGCAGAUGUUAUUGGUCACAUACACAUAUUUAGCAGAUGUUAUUGGUCACAUACACAUAUUUAGCAGAUGUUAUUGGUCACAUACACAUAUUUAGCAGAUGUUAUUGGUCACAUACACAUAUUUAGC